AUGUUGAUUGUACUGAAACCAACUGAACAAACACCACUUAGUGCACUUUAUUGUGCUGCUCUUAUCAAAGAGACUGGCUUUCCACCAGAUGUUGUCAACAUCAUACUAGAAUAUUUAUGUGAUGGGCCUGAAUGUGGUUAUGUGAUUGCUGUUCACGCACAUAUUGAUAAAGUAGCUUGUACUAAUUCAGUUGAAAUUGGAAAGAAAAUACAAGAAUCAUUAACUAAAUCAAAUCUUAAAUGUGUUACAUUUGAAGUUGAAUCAGAUUACAAGUUUGGAGAUAAAUUAGAAUGUGGUGGUGAACGAGUUGAUAAUAAAGAUUAUUUUAUCAAAGCAACUAUUUUUAGUGAUGUAAAAGAUGAUAUGCAAAUUACUCGUGAAGAGAUAUUUGGUCCAGUAAUGUCAGUCUUAAAGUAUGAUUCAUAUGAGGAAGUUACCAAACGAGCAAACGGCACGACUUUUGAACUUGGUGCUGGAGUGAUAACUGGAGACAUAAGAUGUGGUCUUACGUUGGCUCAUCAAAUACGACCUGGCUCUAUUUGGAUAAAUACUUAUAAGGCUAUAUGUAAUCAAGCACUAUUUGGUGGCUUAAAACAAUCAGGUCAGGAAAGAAAAUUAGGUCGAUAUGGUCUCGAAGCAUAUUAUCAAGUAAAAAUAAUUGUUGUUAAACUUGUUCGAGGAAAAACAAUACAAAUUUUUCAUGAAGAACAGCUAUUUGGAUUUGCUUGUUUAACUUUCUAA
This is a messenger RNA of Rotaria sordida, 741 nucleotides long. NCBI's taxonomy places the organism in Eukaryota, Metazoa, Rotifera, Eurotatoria, Philodinida, Philodinidae. The record is from the annotation of a GenBank genome assembly.